Castor canadensis (American beaver) is the source of this 3394-nucleotide messenger RNA. It is a transcript of the gene Nhlrc2, whose product is annotated as NHL repeat containing 2. The record is from RefSeq and is a predicted model, not a curated record. NCBI's taxonomy places the organism in Eukaryota, Metazoa, Chordata, Mammalia, Rodentia, Castoridae. Gene Ontology annotation, molecular function: protein binding.
ACUUUGGCAGUUGGACGCAGGCUUAGAGAGGGAAAAAGUGCCUGUGGCGCGGGGUGGGGUCGGUGGGGCGUGGCGGGGACGCCGUCGUGAAGCCGCCUGCCAGGCCGCGGCGCUUCCGUCCCCGGAGCCUGGAGCCCGCGCAACAUGGCGGCGCCCCGAGCUCGCGGCGGCUGCAGCCUGUCGGGCCUGCUGCCCGCGCAGACCUCGCUGGAGUACGCCCUGCUGGACGCCGUCACCCAGCCCGAGAAGGACGGCCUGGUCUACCAGUAUCUGCAGAAGGUGGACGGCUGGGAGCAGGACCUGGCGGUGCCCGAGUUUCCCGAAGGGUUGGACUGGCUGAACACAGAAGAGCCUAUUUCUGUCUACAAAGAUUUGUGUGGAAAAGUGGUUGUCCUUGACUUCUUCACCUACUGCUGCAUAAACUGUAUUCACCUGUUGCCUGAUCUCCACGAGUUAGAACAGACAUACUCUCAUAAAGAUGGUCUUCUGAUUGUUGGUGUUCACUCAGCUAAGUUUCCAAAUGAAAAAGUCCUGGACAACAUUAAGAGUGCUGUUCUCCGAUACAAUAUCACCCACCCUGUGGUUAACGAUGCAGAUGCCAUUCUUUGGCAAGAACUAGAAGUUUCCUGCUGGCCAACUCUGGUCAUUCUUGGACCCCGUGGAAACAUGCUGUUUUCUCUGAUGGGAGAGGGGCACAAAGAUAAAUUAUUUUUAUAUACUUCAACAGCUUUAAAGUAUUAUAAAGACAGGGGACAGAUCAGAGAUAAUAAGAUCGGUAUCAAACUCUAUAAGGAUACUUUGCCAUCUUCACCAUUGCUGUUUCCUGGCAAAGUAACAGUAGACCAUGCUGCUAAUAGACUGGUAGUAGCAGAUACCGGACACCAUAGAAUUUUGGUCAUUUCGAAGAGCGGACACAUUCAACACAGUAUUGGAGGACCUAAGCCUGGAAAAAAAGAUGGAAUAUUUUCAGAAUCAUCUUUUAACUCUCCACAGGGUGUAGCCAUGGUGAAUAAUACCAUAUAUGUUGCAGACACUGAAAACCACCUCAUAAGAAAGAUUGAUCUAGAAGCUGAGAAGGUGAGCACGGUAGCUGGCAUUGGAGUUCAAGGUACAGAUAAAGAAGGUGGAGCAAAAGGGGAACAGCAGCCCAUUAGCUCCCCUUGGGAUGUUGUUGUUGGAUCAUCAGGUUCAGAAGUCCAGAGAGAUGACAUACUGUGGAUAGCCAUGGCAGGGACCCAUCAGAUAUGGGCACUCCUACUGGACUCUGGCAAACUGCCAAAGAAAAAUGAGCUAAAAAAAGGAACCUGCCUUCGGUUUGCUGGAAGUGGAAGUGAAGAGAAUCGAAACAAUGCGUAUCCUCACAAGGCGGGUUUCGCUCAGCCUUCGGGGAUUUCACUGGCUUCUGAAGACCCCUGGAGCUGUCUCUUUGUAGCAGAUAGUGAGAGCAGUACAGUGAGAACCGUUUCCAUGAAAGAUGGAGCAGUAAAGCACCUCAUAGGAGGAGAAAGAGAUCCCCUGAAUUUAUUUGCUUUUGGUGAUGUUGAUGGAGUAGGCAUCAGUGCAAAGCUUCAACACCCACUUGGAGUAGCAUGGGACAAGAAGAGGAAUUUGCUUUAUGUGGCAGACUCAUAUAAUCACAAGAUUAAAGUUGUGGAUCCAAAAACAAAAACUUGUACAACAUUAGCUGGGACUGGAGACACAAACAAUGUCAUCAAUGCUAGUUUUACUGAGUCAACUUUUAAUGAACCAGGAGGCUUGUGUGUUGGAGAGAAUGGCAGGCUGUUAUAUGUAGCAGACACCAAUAAUCAUCAAAUUAAAGUGAUGGAUUUAGAAUCAAAAACAAUUUCUGUGCUCCCUGUGUUCAGAUCUGACAGUGCUAUAGUUGAUGGCCCAUUCCUAAUAGAAAAAAAGAAGACAGUACCAAAACUACCAAAGUCAGCCCUGCGCAUUGGUCUUUCCCCGGUGGCUGCAUGUCCUGGCCAGAUUCUUCAGUUGAAGCUCAGAUUAGACCUCCCAUCAGGAACAAAGCUGACUGAAGAAGUACCCAGUUGUUGGUUUCUAACAGCUGAAGGCAAUGAGUGGCUUCUUCGAGGACAGAUACCAUCUGGAGACAUAGAGACCAUCUCCAACCAACCAACAAUUUCACUGCAAAUUCCUGAGGACUGCUUGUCACAUGAAGCCAUGCUCUCCAUCAGCGUUUUUCUCUAUUACUGUAGCGCAAACAGCAGUGCAUGCAUGAUGAAGGGAAUUUUGUUCAGUCAGCCUUUACAAAUAACUGAUACACAGCCAGGUUGCAUAGCUCCAGUAGAGCUCAGGUGUGCAUUUUAGCAAGCCAGCUAGCAAGCUCCAAUCCUCAACCCUUACCAUCACUGUAACUUAGAAAAAUAGCUUUAUUUCUGUCUCUGGAUUCCAAAACACCCAUUGGCUCAGUUUUAGCAACCGAUACUAAAGUAAGGCUAUGUUCCUCACUUCCUUAUUUAUUAUAAGAUUCCUUCAUUCUAGCUGUGUACUAGCUAAGUCACUGGCCAUUACUUAAACCACGAUAGUAUAGUCUUUGCUGCUAUUUGAUACAAGACUGAAGUCCACACUAUAGUAAACAAUAUUAUCAUGGAAGAUAAUUUGCAGUGAAUACUGAUAAUAAUAAUACCAGGUAUUUCAACUUUCUCUACCUUUAUUAGUAGCAAUCAGCCUACUUGCAUAUGCAAAUUUCCAAUAACUUUAGGCAGAACUAAGCUCUGUCCACAUGUCUGUGUAAGGACACCUGCCAUUCAAUGCAUAAAGAUCUUGUUUUAAGACAAAAAGGAAAGAAAAAGUAUUUACAGUAAGAAGCUUAAAGAGUGCAUGGGCAGUUAGAUAUGAUUUUUAUUUGUGAUUUUUCUCAUGUGAGGUAUUUUUUUAAGAGUUGUGAUCUAUUUUUAUUAUAAAUUAUUUGUUUUAACAAUAGUUGUUACAUGUUAACAAUUAUAAAUGCCUUAUACUUUAUACAGAAAAAGUUGAGCACGGACUGACUCUAAGGGCAUACUGACCCACUCCUUCAACUUACCUGGGAUUUUUGUCUUGUUUUGUUUUUUUACCAGAUAAUGAUUGCAUCCCCAGAAAUACUAUGACUUUCAAGAAGAAGGGACUUAAGACGGGUUACUGUCUGCAAUAAACAAUUUUUUGGGAUGGCUGAAUCUGUUAUAAAUAGGAAUAUAUGUUGCCUUAGAAAUUUACAUUUCACUUGUAAAGAUUAAAUGCAGAUUUGUUGGGUUUUGGUUUGUUUUUUAUAUUCAGAAUUUAAAUUAUGGUCAUUUAUUGUGAUGCUUUUGGUGACUCACGCCUGUGAUCCUCACUUACCAGGAGGCAGAGAUCAGGAGGAUCAUGGUUUGAAGUCAGCCCAGGCAAAUAGUUCAUG